Messenger RNA from Aphidius gifuensis, 5814 nucleotides. Its product is annotated as putative mediator of RNA polymerase II transcription subunit 26. The record is from RefSeq and is a predicted model, not a curated record. Gene Ontology annotation, cellular component: nucleus. The coding region runs from base 705 to 5045 and encodes 1446 amino acids. NCBI's taxonomy places the organism in Eukaryota, Metazoa, Arthropoda, Insecta, Hymenoptera, Braconidae. The transcript has 6 exons.
GUAGCUUCUUGUAAUUUAAAUAUAUUUUUUUGUCAUAUAUAUUAUUGUAGGUAUAAAUUUUACCUCUUUUUUCCUUCUCUCUCCCACCAAUAUAUACAUAUGUACCUAUGAGUACGUUUGUGUGUGUGUGGAUUUAUUCCCGCGUUUUUUCCCUCAACAAAUUACUAAUUAACACAAUUGAUUUGACACAAUCAAUUAUUAUCUAGUGCAUGUGUAUAUAUGUAUAUAAAUACAAUUGUACCGUAACAUUAUUACCGCAGUUGAAUUUUUUUUUUUUUUGCUCAUUGUCACAAACAGUUUUGAUAAGCUCAAAGUAUUAUUCAACUUAUUUUUUGUGACUUUUAUUUUUUGGGGUUAAGUUUAUUAUUAGAAAGUGAAAUAGACAAUAAAAUAUAUAUAUUUUUUUUUUUCAAAAAAUCAUAGGCCAUAGCUUCAUAAAUAAAAUAAUAAUAUUAAUUUUCUAAAUUAUAUUUAUAAUAUUUCAAAUAACAAUAAUAAUAAUUCAAGUAUAGGUAUAUCUGGCAAAUGGCGUUUAGCAAGCAUUGACAAAAAAAGAAAAAAACAAAAUCAAACAAAACGUUAAAUUUACAUAUUUACAUAGUCAACAUGUGUAGCUAAGGAAAAUAAUAAUAAUAAUAAUCACCAAAUGACACACAACAUUCAACAUAUAGCUAUAUACCUAUAAGAAUAUUAACAAAAUAAAUAUGCCACGACACGAAAGUGGUGAUAAAUCUACUCAAAAAAGUAGCAACAACAAUAAAAAUAAAAAAAAUAAUAACAAUAAUGUUGAUGAAAAAGCUUGUGUAUUUUGUAAUUCAAGUGAUGAUGAUGAGCUUAAAUUUGGUAAAAUAUAUGAGCACAAUGGACUUGUAACACAUUAUUAUUGUUUAUUAUUAUCAUCAAAUAUGCAACAAAGAGGUGAAGAUGAAGAUGGUAUAUUAGGUUUUCUUGCUGAUGAUAUACAAAAAGAAUUACGAAGAGGUAAAAGAUUAUAUUGUUCAUAUUGCAAAAGAAAUGGUGCAACUCUUGGAUGUUGUAAUACAAAAUGUAAAAGAAUAUUUCAUUAUCCAUGUGGUUUAAAAGCUGGUUCACUUCAUCAAUUUUUUGGUGAAUUUAGAUCAUAUUGUGUUAGUCAUCGUCCAAGAAAUAAAGCUGAAGAACGUUUUAAUGCAUCACUUGAUGUUGAUUUAUCAUCAACAUCAUUAUCAUCAUCAUCAUCAUCAUCAUCAAUAACACAUGAAAAUUCAACUUGUUAUAUUUGUUUAGAAACAGUUAAACGUUCUGAUAAAUUUCAAACAUUAUGGGCACCAUGUUGUAAAAAAAAUGCAUGGUUUCAUCGUAAUUGUGUACAACGAUUAGCAAUGAGUGCUGGUUAUUUUUUUAAAUGUCCAUUAUGUAAUAAUAAAAAAGAAUUUCAAAAAGCUAUGCUUGAUAGAGGUAUAUUUAUACCAUGUCAAGAUGCAUCAUGGGAAUUGGUACCACAUGCAUUUGAAGAACUUUUAUAUAGACACAAUAGAUGUGAUGCUAAAUUAUGUCGUUGUCCAAAAGGCAGAAGUUAUUCAAUAUCAAAUGCUAAAUGGGAUUUAAUACUUUGUCGUACAUGUGGAUCACAAGGUAUACAUGUUGAAUGUGGUAAAUUAAAAUGGUUACAUCCAUUGUGGGAUUGUACUGAGUGUUCAUCAAUAUUAAAUAAAAAUAAUGAUAAUAAUUCAAGUCGUUUUAACGAUACAUCAACAUCAUCAUCAUCGUCAUCAUCGUCAUCAAAUAUAUUUUCUACUACGACCACUACUAUCACCAACAACAACAACAACAACAACAAUAUAUCUGAAGAUAGUGAUUCUGAUAUAUCAGUUGGUGUUGAUACACCAAUGUUUGAUUAUUCAUUACAAAAUAAAAAUAAUAUACCAAUUAAAAUACGUCCUGGGCCACGUUCAUUUAAAUUAAAACAACAAGAAAUUAAUUGUCAAAAUAAAAAUGGAUGUAACAGUACAUUUAUUGGUCCUCGUCCAGAAACAUCAUCAGAUUCUGAUUCAUCAAAUGAAACACCUUCUAAUGAAAAUACAAAAAAAAUUAUUAAUAACGAUAUUAUUGUUAUUGAUAGUGAUGAUGAAUCAUCUAUUAAAAAAACACCAUCUAUUAAUAAUAAUAAUAAUAAUAAUAAUGAAGAAAAUGAUGAUGAUGAUGAUGAUGAUGACAAUACUCCACCUGAUGACAAUACUACAUCUGAAAUAAUUUCAUCAGCUGAUAAAACUAUUGAAAAUAAUGUUGAUAAUAGUGAACAAGCUCCAGAAAUUUAUGAUACACCAGAUGAAAUAAUUCAACAAUCAAAAAAACGUAAAACAGGACCAUCAAAAUCACGUAAAUCAUCAUCAUCAUCAUUGAAAAGACGUAAAUCAUCUUUAGCAGUUGAUGAAUUAUCAUCUUGUGAUAUUUAUACAUCACCACCACCACCAUCAAAAGCUGUUGAAUUACCUUCUGAAAUAUGUGCACCAUCUUUAGAAGCUUUGGUAAGUUCUCUUGAAAUACGUACACCAUCACCAUCAAAAGCUGUAGAAUCUUGUCUUGAAGAAACACUUGCAUCAUCAUCAUCAUCAAAAUGUGUAGAAACGAUUGAAAUACCUACUAAUGUUGUUGAACAAUCAACAAUGACUAACAAUGAUUUAAUGGCUAUUAAUAUUCCUAAAAUAAAUGAAUCAACUCAAACACUUUCUUAUUUUGCUGAACCAAUUAUCUCUGUACCCAUUGUUCAUGAAAAAAUCAACAAUAUUUUACCAACAAUGAAUAUACAAAUUACAAAUGUCACAUCUUUACCUCCUGAAGUUUUUGAUUGGACUCCAGAAACAUCAACAUCAACAUUAAUACCACAAAUAAAUAAUAUUGAAAAACCAAUUGUUGUUGAAGAAAAAAUAAGAGAAAAAUAUUCACCUGAAAUUGAAGAUAUUACACAAGAGCCAAUUACUGAAAAUUCACAACAAUUAUCAACUCAAAAUACAUCAGAACCAAUGGAAAUUGAACAAGUUUUUAGAAAAAAUUUAUCUGUUUUACAUAUGCUAGAAUCAAAUCAAGUAAAAAAUAAAUUAUAUGAAAUAUCAAAUGGAAUUAAACAAGUUGAAAAUGAAAUAAAUAAUGAUAAUAAUAAUGUACAAGUUAAUCAGAGUAAAGAAAAUCAAAUAAUAGUUGAUAUAGAUGAUGAACUUGAUGAAUCCAUCAAUAAAGAAAAAAAUAAAGUUACAAGUCAAUUGAAUGAACCAGCAUAUGACUCUAUGACAGAUCAAGUAAAUAAAGAACCAAUUAAUAUUGAACUUGAUGACACUUUGAAUGAGACACACGAAAACCAACAACAUGAAGAAAAAAAUAUGCUGCAAACUAAUGAAAAUGACGAUGAAAUACAAGAAAUUUUAAAUGAUAAAAAUAAAGUUGAUACUGUUCAACAAGAAGAAAUUAAAAUCCAUGAAAAUGAAAAUAAAAAAGUAAAAAAUCAUAAUCAAAUUAUAGAAAAUAAAAAUCAAGUUUUAGAAAUUACAGAAAGUAAUAAAAAUUUAAAUGAUAAUUCAUCGUCAUCAAAAAGAAAAUUAAAUACAGAAGAAGUAGAAUGUAUAGAAUGGGCAUCAAAUAAACCUGAUGAAGUUGUUAUUUCACCUGAAAAAAAUAUUAAAGUAGAACAACAAUCAACUAAAAGAAGAAAAACUCAUCAUUCAUAUGUUUAUUCAAGAAGUAGAAAAAAAUCAACAACAACAACAACAACAAAUCAACAAACAAUAAAUAACAAUCAUCAACAACAACAACAACAACAAAUAAUACAAAAAAAUAUUCCAAGUAUUUAUAAAAAUGGUAUAUCACUUGAUAAAGCUGCUUUUAUAAAUGUUUUGGGAAAUAAUUUUGUUGUACCACUAGAUGUCAUAGAUUCAAAAGUCAAUGAAACAGCAUCAUCAUCUACAUCAUCAUCUACAUCUACAAUAUUAAACUACGACGGAGAUGCAGGCACCACGCCUGAUGAUGAAUCCAGACCAAAAAAAUACGACAAACGAGGAAUUGGAAAUAACGAAAAUUGUACACAAAAAAUCAAUCAACAAUUCAACAUUGACGACAUUUUCCAAAAAGAGCUAUCAUCGACAAGACCCAAUAAUUGUGCAACUCGAUUAAUGAAUAACAAAAUUUUGCUGAAAAAUUUAAAAUUUAAAGUCAAUUCAAAUGACAAUCUCAAGAUAAUUAUCAGUAAAACUUGUUCAAUAAACAUCAACAUUGAGUCUAUGAGUAAAUCUAAAAAAUUAAUAAAACCAAUUAAAUCAUCUACUGAUGAAUCAUCAUCAUCAUCAUCAUCAUCAUCGGCAUCGUCAUUAAUAAUAUUACCAAAUCAAAUAAAAAAUCAACAAAUUAAUCAAUUCAACUUGACAAAUAAUAAUAAUAAUAAUAAUAAUUGUCGUUCACGUUCAUCAAAAUUUAAAAAUGAUGCAGUUAAAGAAAAUCUUGCUCCACAUAAAAAUAAUGAUUUAAUUGAAAAAAGUCCAGUUAAAGAUAAAAAAAUAAAUCAACUUCGUGAUAGUAGUAAUGAUUCAACAAAUUCUGAUGAUGGCCUUAGGGAGAAUAUUUUUUUUAAAACAAAUAAUAUUUGUAAUGAAAAAAUUAUUCAAAAUGUUACAAAACCAAAGAAAAAUAUUAUAAAUAAUAUAAAAAAUAUAAUUUCAGGUGAUUUUAAUAAUAAUAAUAAUAACAACAACAAUUAUCGUUUUAUUGUUAGUAUUGAUUUGAGUAAAAUACCAUCGUUCGUUGAAUCGAAUCCAGAUAUAUUUAAAAAUAAUAACAAAAAUUUAAAAAAACAAAAAAAAUUAUUACAUCGUUCUAAAAGCAUGAAUGAUUUAAAUAAUUUAUUAUCAAAUAAUAGCAAUAAUAUUUUAAUAAAACGAACAUCAAGCUAUGACUCAAUAACAACAAUUUUAACAAAAAAAAUUAAAAACGAUAAAUAUUUAAAUUCCAUUGACACGACAAAACAAAUAAUUAAAAAUAAAAAAAUACAUAGUUUUGAAAAUCACAGCUGUGUUAGAUAGUUACUUAAUAAGUUAAUUUUUUUUUUUUUUUUUUUUUUAUAUUUUUAAGAGUGCCAAAUAACAGCGACAAAUAUCAUGUUUUGUAAAUUAAUUUUUUUUUUUUUCAUAUAAAAUUAAGAAUUUUCAACUUACUUUUUAUAUUUAUAAAUAACACAAAAAAAAUGAACUUGAUUGGUUAAAAAUUGCAUGUAAAUUAUCACUUGACUGUUAAUCGAUUUUAUAUUUAAAAAAAAAAAAAAAAAACUGUACAGCUAGUUAGAUAGAUAGUAAAAAAGAAACAAUGUUAAAAGCAUGUGUGAUGUGACAAGUUGCCUGGUUCUUGAAUAGAGACUAUUUACUUUUAUAUAAAAAAAAAAAAAAAAAAAAUGUAUAUCACAAGGUGUAUCAUGUUUAUUUUCCAUAUUUUAAGUUUACAAGUAGACAAAAGAAACAGUAUCACCCUCUUGAAACCAUAAUAAACCAUAACAAACUGACAAUGUAUCUACAAUAGUCAGCAUAUGCAUAUUUCCCCAAGCAAGAAAAUAAUAUUUUCCCUCAAUAUUUCCAAGAAUAAAAUUGCAAAAUAAUAAUACAACCCCUUGUAUAUAUUAUUAUGAGUUUCCCUUUACUACCCCAACACAACAAUUCACCCUUUGAAAAUGUCAAGCGAUGCUAUUAUCAAAUCAAUAUCAAUUAUGUUAUUAUCAACUCGAGAAUAUAGACAUCUUAUUUUCACAUGAAAAAACAUUUAAUUAUACCUUUUUAUUAUUCAAAAAAAAAAAGAAAAAAA